CCAUGCAGGGGUGACUAGGAUCAAGUUUCAAAUCAUGUAAGCAGAAACCUAAGAUAGUGACUAUGAAUCGCUUCCAUUCACAAGAAAAAUGUUAACGUUCAACUUUGGUAUUUCCUGCAAAGAAGGCAUGUAAAGGGAUUCCUAUUAAAGCGGGACCCAUUUACGUGAGGUUUUUUUUGUGUAUAGUGUGUCUAUUCAAAAAUGAGUUUGAAUGCAUUGUGGAGCGAAUAUGCUUGAGUGAACCUGUGAAGUGUUGGUGUUAUACCAGGUAUAGUGAAGCACACCGUAUAGCCCUGAGGCAACACAGACAGAAAAAAGGUGGGAUGGUUUGGUUAACGCUACUGAGCCUAUAGAUAGUGUAUACACACAUGCAGAAGGGGGUUCCCAGAGGCAGAUGGUGACUGAGGAUAUAGUUUACAGGAGUUGGCAUGCAUUGUGGGGGAUUUAUUUUUCUGUGAAUGACUGCCAUAGUGGUGUAUUCCGAUCUACAUACUGAUUGUCUGUUUUGGUGUUGAAAGCACGUGUGUCUGUUAUGAACGGGAGUUAAAUGUCUGACCCCAAAUUUCUCUCAGCAGUAUAGUUGGAAUAGAUUAUUGCUAUUAUUAACAUUCACGCAGGAAAAAAACUGUGUUAACUUGGAUGAAUUUAUUUUCAAAAAUCAGUGCCUUCUGUGCAGAAUGUGUUGUCUGUAAUAUGAGUGAUGGUGGUAAGAGGGAAAGUAAGCCAUAAUGUCAAGCGAGGGCCGUGAAUCCAGCAAUGGGAUAGCUUCUAAAUCUGACAGUCCAGAAAUCAAGAAAUCCAAAGAUGCUGCAUCCGGGCCUGAUGCUGACUCGUCCUCAAAAACACGACGUCCGCCAAACGUUAUCCGUCCUCCUAGUAACCUCCCACGAGUGGAUGAGGAACCCUCCACAUCAGAACCAGUACGGGAGGUUGAGACUGUUGAUCGGGGGGUGGGGCCCACCCCACUACCACCCCCAAUAGAUCCAAGACUUCCACAACAGAGUCCUUAUUAUGGUGUACAGUCUCUUCUGGACCCCAGAAAUGGUUUAUUGGACUAUCCUUAUGGAUUCAACAUUAAUCCUUAUCGAUACUACAACAUCCCUUACCACAUCAACAACCCAAUACCAUUGAACUCCCACACACUGGAGGGACGAUAUCAGUGGCCUCAGCCAGGGCCAUAUCAUCAGCCUAUGCCUCCUGGCAUUCCUCAUAGUCCUUUAUCAGACGUUCCAGCUCUCAGUCUACGAAGCCCUUUAGCACGAGAACCAGUCACAAACUUAGCAGCCCGCAUUCACUGGGAACAGCUUCAGCGAAACUAUUAUCAACAAAGUCCCCUAUCACAACGAAGAUAUAGUCCAUCCAGUUUGCCAGGAUUACCACUAGGAGGUCCUGGUUCCUUGUAUGGUGAUUACCCUCCUAGUCAUGUGUCACACAGUGGGCGGAGCAUGUUUGGGGACAUUCCUCCCACCCCAGGAAGUGGAAGUAUAACCCUCCCUGGAUCAUUGGAAGGUUCGCGUCUGACCAGUCCAAGACCUAGUAUUGUUGGUCGCAGUCGGAAGCGAGCCCUGUCCCACUCUCCGAUCUCUGACUUCCUUGACAUUCAGAGUCUAACUCGCAGCUCCGAGGGGUCACUACAAUUCAAUCCCUUUAACCUGAGCACCCAUAAUUCUCGAAGCUCAAGUGCUGCCAGUGGGUCAUAUGGACAUUUGUCUGCAGCAUCUUUGGGGGCUGUCAGUCCUGCACAUCAGACACAAUUGCCCUAUUUUAGACCCACUGCCAGCAGCAUGCAGGGCCCACCCUUCAUGCAUCCCAUGAUGCAACAACCCAUGAUGGCUCCUGGGAGGAUGCACCAGGGUGGGCCCAUGGGAAUGCCCCCCUCUACACAGACAUCACUGCCACCUCAGCAGCCUCCACCUAAGACUGACCAUUCACAGUCACAGAUUUCUACAACAACAAAGGAUGCAGGCAGCAGUGUUGUAAGCAGUACUGUUGAUCCCAACCCUAUAGAGGUCAAAAAGUCAAAGAUUAAGAAAGAGGCAGAAUCACACCAUGGAUCACAUAGAGAUUUGCAUGAUGAUGAUGAAAAGCCCACUAUUGACUCUCAGGGAAAACAUAUCCCAGUGGAAGGGGAGCCAGACUUCAUAGAAACAAACUGUCACUGGGAAAACUGUUCCCUCGAGUUCCCCACUCAAGAUGACCUGGUGAAGCAUAUUAACAUAGACCAUAUACAAGCCAACAAGAAGAUGUUCAUCUGUCGGUGGAAGGAGUGUAGUCGUGAGGAGAAACCAUUUAAGGCCCAGUACAUGUUGGUGGUUCAUAUGAGGCGCCACACAGGAGAAAAACCUCACAAAUGCACAUUUGAAGGUUGCAACAAAGCCUACUCUCGCCUGGAAAACUUGAAAACACACCUCCGAUCCCAUACAGGCGAGAAGCCUUACAUGUGCGAGUUCCCUGGCUGUACUAAAGCCUUCAGUAAUGCCUCAGAUAGGGCGAAACACCAGAACAGAACUCACUCUAAUGCUAAACCCUAUAUAUGUAAGGCUCCAGGGUGUACAAAACGUUAUACUGACCCAAGCUCUCUAAGGAAGCAUGUGAAGACUGUCCAUGGUCCAGAGUUCUAUGCCAACAAAAAACAUAAAGGUGACGGGACAUGUAAACAAGAGAGGCGGGAAGAAGGAGAUCAGGACCCAGAUAAAAAAGAUGACAGUCAUAAGAAGGUGGAGGAAUGUCUGACAGUAACCCCCCUUCAUGCACUGGGAGGAGAACGACGUCAGUCUCAGGACAGUGUGGGGGGUAAUGGGAUGGGUCCUCACCACCAGUCUUCACCAGACAGCAGUCCUGAGGUGAAUGUCACAUGUAAUAACCAACCAGAUCUCAUUGAGGACCACACCUCCCAUGUGAUUGACAGGCAUGGUGACCUUGAGGAAGAGGAGGACAUUCCAGAGCCGGAGGAUGUUGAGAUUCAUGGGACAGCAACAGUUGUUGCUAGAACUAACAGACUGAACACAACUAGGACUCUUCAGCAAAAGUUAAAAACCCUGCCAAGCAAAGUAACUCUACCUCAGAUAUCCACAUCAGGUAACCAACAGUGUAAUCAGACUCCGUUCACAGACCUCAGCACUAAAGCGCUACACCUUAAAAAUCCUCAGAUCAAGCGUCUUACUCAAGAUCUCAAUAAUCGUAAUGAGCUGGUUCCUGGAAAUAUAUAUGGAGUUGGCCGUCGAGACAGUAAUACAAGCACGAUCAGCUCGUACAUGUCCAGUAUGAGGUCAGAAACGAGUCCUUUCAAUCCUGGUAGCAAAUUCUCCAGCAGACGCUCGAGUGAGGCUUCUCAGAUAUCUGCUCGUCUCAGCAUUACAAACUCACCUUACGAGUACGAUAUCACAGGAAACCUACCUAUGCACAUGCAGCAAGGUCAUAGUCGUCGCUCAAGUGAAUCGAGCAACAGCAACAUCAGCAAUAUGGCUGCCCAGUUUUCAAAAACUCACUUGGGGAGUCACCCAAAUCUCAUAGUGCAAUCUCAAGCUAUUACCUUACGCAGCCCACAUAGCAAAUCACGAGAACGUGUUCAGAGGUUUUUAUCAGCCAGGCAUGACCUUGAUGGAGCUAGGACAAGUACGCCCUGUAGAACCCCCCUCCCUCACGAGAUCCCUAAUCAAGAGAGGAGGAGGGCUAGUGACCCCGUUCGGACACUGGAUCCAAACUUUAGUGCUCUCAAACGCCUUCAGAGGUUCCACAGCCUUAAUAUGAUGAGGCCGCUACCUGUCCCACAGAACAUGAAGUCAUUACUGACAAAAACAGACUCCAACUGUACAUUUAAUUCGUCAAGAAGUAGCAUAGCUACUGAUAAUAGUGUGCAGGAAAAUGAUGAGUAUGAGAACGCUGCCGAGUUUGAUAAUGAGAUGGAGCUCCUGGAGAAGAUGAUGGAUGAUAAUGAGGAUAUGUUGAUUCCGGAUGACAUGCAGCGCUUCCUCAAUGAGCAUUAUUACCACUUGGAUAACUCAAUAGCAGAGACAGAAGUUGCAGCUUCAUCUAGAGCAAGUAUUAUGACUCAAGACAUGAACCAGACCACUCCCCUCCCAGGAGAUAUGGAUACCAAUAUGCAGGUUAAUGGUGGUUACUAUGGAAAUCAAGGCAGUAAUCAGGAUAUGAUGUACAACAAUACAAGUGGAAUGCAACAAUUCAAUAAUAACACCAGAUUACAAAACUGUGGUGAUAUGAAUCAAAACAAUAUGCAACAAAAUAUGAUGCAAACUAUGCAAAACCAUAAUAUGCAAGUUAUGGGUGGCAAUAUGCCAAUGAAUCCUGUGUGUAAUCAAGGAUUUAAUAAUUUGCAAGGAACUCAAGCAAACAUUCAGAAUAUACCUCAAGGUUCAAAUAUGAUGCAAACUGGAAUGCCUCACACUUCUAAUUAUGAAAAUGGCCCUCUCAUGUCUUCCAGUGGACCAAUGCCCCAUCCCCCUAAUGUUCCCAUGCCUCAUCCUCCAAAUGGUCCCAUGUCUAAUACCCAGAACUCACACUUACCACAUCGAAAUAUAUCACAACCUUCCCCCGGAAACCAAAUGUACAGGACUAUGCAACAAAACAUGAACCCACAAAUGAUGCGAAUGAACAUGAAUCAAAAUGUGAACAUGAACCAGUGGAAUACAAUGAACAAUACUAACCAAGGAAUACCUAAUCAGCAAUUCAUGAAUAACUCCCUUCCAUCUCAAACAAACAUGCCUCAUCCCCCAAAUAUGCCCAAAGGGUUAUCUCAGAAUGCCAUGCAACAACCAAUGGGAGGCAUGAUACACCAACCCCAGCCUCCCAUCAACAAACGAGAAUCAGAAAGUCCUCAAGUCCAGGUGCCACAUAUCAGUACAUCUCACAUUCCACCUAGGGCUAAGGGCAGAAAUCAGAUGGUAAUGCGCCAGCACCAACAACAAAUGUACAACAACCAGCAACAGCAGCAGGCCAUGUAUAACCAGAACCAGACUGGGAACAUGAUGCCCCAGCCUCCCUGUCCUCCAAUGUAUCCACAGAAUUCCCCAAAUAUGAUGUACAGACAGAACCUAAAUAUGGAGCCACAGAUGGCAAAUAACCAGCCCACACCUAACCAGCUGAUGCCACAGUCAGCUUACCCAACACAGAUGGAGAUGUCACCAGGAUGUAACCAGGUUACCAGUUCUACGGACAGGAAAGAGGCUCCACCACCACCUCCUCCCCAACCCCAGCAUCCCCCACCACCUAUCAUUGAAGAAUUCAUGGAAAACAUUAACUCAAUUUCUUCAGAGAAUUUGUUGGAUAACAUGAGUUCAAUUUCAGAGGUGUGCACGCCCACUGCUAUGAGCCAUCGGUCAGCAUCGCAGUCUUCUGUGAGAUACAAUGCAUCUUUGCUGAGUUCUAAUAACAUGGUGGUCAAUGAUAUGAGUUCUGUAUUAACCCAACUAGCAGAGGAAAAUAAGUACUUAAAUAUGAGGCACUGAUGAUAGCUUCAAUAAAAAGAAGGAAGAUAUAAUCUGUUUUCUUGGAAAACGUGUUCUUAAAAGUGCUGUAUUUGAUUACAGUGAUUUCAGCUGUGUAGUGAACGGAACACUUCUUAGUCUUUUUAUAUCAGGUAGAAGUGAGGAUGUACAUAAAUGUGAAUGCCAGAUUCAUUUUUUUUUUUAUAAUUCAAGGAAAAUUUCUUGUAAGUGCCAAGAAGUUUGACUUCUGACUAUGAAUUUUGGUGUGCUAGGUUGAAAGAGAAUAAAACCUAGAUCAGAAACACUUGAUGUUCUGCACAAAAGAUGUCUUUCACAUACAUUUCAUCUUGGGGAAAAGUGACAACAAGCUGGUUUCGGUGCUGAUCAAGUCUUCCAGGACAAAUUAUUGGAGUGUAUAUUUCUCUGAUUUUCUUAAUGCCAUUGACAUUAUGAAGAUCAAUUGUUUAUGAUUGAUUAUUUUUGAAAACACACAUGUAUGCCUUGUCUCUAUUAAACUGGGCAGUCAGAACUGUCAACAGUCAAUUACCUUAUAUACUGUGUUGUCAUAAAAUGUUAACAAAAAUUUGUAUCUCAUUAAAUCUUUUAUUAUCAUGUAUUAGUUGCAUACAUUUUAUCACAUAUUUUUCAUUGUACAUUUUUUAGUGAAGAUUUAGUGCUUUUUUCAUCAGUUUAGUGCUUUUUUGAAACCAUUUCAUUGAUGCUCCUCUAAUAUCACUUGUUUAAUAUUUAAAGAUUUUAUGUAUCGGUCAAAAAGGACUUUACAAGAGAUUGUUUGUCACAAAAAAUGUGCCUUGUGGAAUAUAUAUAUUUUGAUUUCUUUCUUUUAUAUAAAACACAUUUUUUGUGUUAGUACUCAUAAAUAAAUGGCUCAAAAACAAAAAUCAAAUUUAUAGUUUAAGAAAUACUCAAUGGUUUUUUUGGGAAAGAAAGAAGACAAAUUGUGUUCCUAAAGAAAUGUGUGUCUUCAUAUUUCUCUGAGCAGAAGAACCUCAUUUAUUGUAGUUUCAUGACAUUAUGUGGGAGGGGGUGUAACUUUUCAUUAGCAUGAUCAGCAUAAGUAAAUUUCAUGAAUUCAUGGGUAUUUUCUGCCUUAGCUUAUUAUGUGUUAGACACUUAUUUGGUAUAGACAGAAUGUGCUCGUGAAAUCCUGAAACUUUACGGAGACAAGUACAGAGAUUUUUGACAGUAUUUUGUAGACCUAUAACUGUACAUGGUACACAUUUCUUUUCAUCAGGUGUUGAUCUCUUCAAAGGGCAGCAUUUAAUAUGGAUUCUUCAUGUUAAAGAGGAAAAAUUUUCAAUAAAGAAAUAAGAUGAUAUCUGUGCAGAUUUUUCAAACCUUGAAAGGUUCUUUAAAUUUUAUGUGUUAUAGAAACCUGCAGUGUACUCUGCAUUUUGAUGAAGUAGUGAUCAAAAGGGCUCAAACAUCUGAAAUAGUUAUUGCAUGUAGUAAUACUUAAAAGUUACAAACAGGGUAUCUGAGAAAUUUAACACAUUGAAUGAACAGGGUAAAUGCCAAACUAUUAGCUCCCUUUAGCAGAUGUGUAUAUAUGAUUCACAAUCACUUCUGCUUUUGGAUAAGGUUUAAUUUUCUUAGUUUGAAAUUGCAGAUUGUCAGAGAGGCAGAUUUGGUGCUUAACAUGGUCAAUACCUGUUUAGAUUUGGAUUUUUUUGUUGAGCGUCUGGACAUGAAGGUAAACAUACAAUGAUGUUAACUCGGAAUUUUUUUCAAGUGUUUACUAUUUAAGGUUGGGUUUUCAUUAAAAAAAUAAUUAAUUUAGUUGUUAAGUUAUAGGUGGGGGAUGUUCUCAAUAUCGGAAUAACAUUUAUGCAUGUUUUCAUGUCCAUUUAGUUAAGAGAAUAUUUUUUAAAGGUUAGUGUAUAUUUUAGAGGUUUUGAAUCUCAUUUUGCAACAUUUGGUGCAUCACUGUAUUUCUACAGAUUUUUAUUAAUGUUGAGAUUAUUAUGAAUGGUUGUUACAUGAUAUUGAUCGAAGUACCUUUUUUUAAGUGCUAUUACAUGAGGCGUAAUAAAUUUUUACUUAUAAAUGUACAUACUUUAUUUUCUUUUCAUGCAUUUUCAACAUUUUCACUUUGACAUUAGUGAUUUUAGUUACAUUCUUAUACAAUGUGUACAGAAGCAUCACUUAAAAUGCAAAAUGUUUAAUCUAUGCAAGUUUUUUUUUUUUUUUAAAGAAUCUUAUCACUGCAUUUUCUGUGAUCUAUGUUUUGAAGAGAAAUUUUUAAAAUAUGAGCAAAAUGUUAGUGAAAUAUAUUGUGUUUGUUUAUCAAUUAUAUG
Molecule: messenger RNA, 7762 nt
Organism: Saccostrea echinata
Lineage: Eukaryota; Metazoa; Mollusca; Bivalvia; Ostreida; Ostreidae
Product: zinc finger protein GLI4-like
Exons: 17
Coding region: 729-5465 (1578 amino acids)
Biological process (GO): regulation of transcription by RNA polymerase II
Cellular component (GO): nucleus
Molecular function (GO): RNA polymerase II cis-regulatory region sequence-specific DNA binding; DNA-binding transcription factor activity, RNA polymerase II-specific
Source: RefSeq, a predicted model, not a curated record